AUGGACGAGAAGCUUGUCCAAUACCGGACAACGCAAGUUCUCGUGCCAUUCUUAAAGCUGUUGCGCGAGGAGGAAGGACGAUGCAAGGAUGCGCUCCUCGUACUCGACUCGUACCGCGGCCAAACGAUGAAGCUCUUCAAACUCACGCGCGCGGUGAUCCCUACCAGUUGCACCUCACUGAUGCAGUUGCUAGACGUUUCGGUGAACCGCAGCUUCAAAGUUGGGAUGCGCCACCGCUACUCUACGUGGUUCGGGGACGAGGGGAUUGGAUACACCACCCUUGUAGAAUUGGCCCCCACCCAUCGUGAUCCUACAAGGAAUCUGAAGAAACCACUAGCGGAGAAGGUCCUCCGCUGGAUUGUGAGUCCUGGACCGACGGCAGAUGCGCCAUUCGACAUCUCCACCGCCGUUGACGGGAACGGUGAAGAUGCCCUGGCGAUGGAAGCUGAAGAGGAGGGGAAGACGGAGGAGGACUCCAUGGAGGAUGAGGACUACGAGGAGGACAAUGAGGAGAGUGAAGAGUCGUCGGGCAAUGAGAGGGAGAGUGAGGAGGAGGACGACGGUGAAGCAGAGGAGGUGGGAGGUGGACAGGGAUGGGACGAUGAUGAGGACUCGUGGAAGGGAGGGCGAUAUGUUGGGGAGGAGGUAGUGGAAUGGGUUGCUGGACAUGGUGAUAAUUAG
Closterium sp. Yama58-4 is the source of this 681-nucleotide messenger RNA. Lineage: Eukaryota; Viridiplantae; Streptophyta; Zygnematophyceae; Desmidiales; Closteriaceae. The record is from the annotation of a GenBank genome assembly.